Molecule: messenger RNA, 4223 nt
Organism: Durio zibethinus
Lineage: Eukaryota; Viridiplantae; Streptophyta; Magnoliopsida; Malvales; Malvaceae
Source: RefSeq, a predicted model, not a curated record
AUCCUCUCUUUUCUCUUUCAACAGCUAUAAAAUGGCUGUGCUUCGAUUAGAUCUGCACCUUUUUUACAAAUAAAAAUUUAUUAUCAUUUAUUUCUGUUAUAACCCAAAAAAAACUCUGUUUGAGAAACUGAAAGGAUAUCUUUGCGAUCAGGCGUUCUCGUCGGGAUCACGCUGUUGUUGUUAGUCAGAUCGGGCUAUUUUCCUGGACUGAAAGUUCGUUAUUCUAUAAAAAUUUGUUGAAGUUAGUAAUUUUAUUUUUGAUUGUUGUUGAAUUAUUUGUUUAGGUAAUGUGUCAGGCCAAUGUUAUUGUUGAAAGUGGUAAUUUGUUGAUUUUCUUUGUUAGGCGAUUUAGUUUCUGAGAAAAUUGAACAAAAGAGAAGGAAAAGUUGCUUGAGAUCAUGCGUUACCUCCUGAGGUGUUCAAAAGAUUUAGUUCGGCAAAAAUAUAGACGAAAUUUAUAGUUUCAAGUUUCUUUAUCGUUCUCUUUGAGAGUACUUAAUAAUCAAGUGGAGGCAUAGGACUGAAGAGAACUGAUUGGCUUUAUAUGAUUUAAUUGAUGAUCAACCGUGUUGCACAAAUGAUAGAUGAUUGAAUCAAUUGCUCCUAUUCAGCAUAAGAUCGCGAAUUUUUGAUUGACUGAUUGAUUGUAAACUUCGAUGGAAUUUGAUUGUGCGUAGAAGAAUGCGUGUGAUAUAAAAAAAAAUUGUUAAUUCGUUUUUUGCCUGAUUGAUUUUAGGUCAUGGUUGUGUUCUUUUUGCUUCCGCUGCUGUUGUUUUGUUAUUGUUUGUCUCCUUGCUGCUGCUAAUUUCUGUUUGCAAUUCUAGGUAGGAAUUUAAUUUAGGCCUGAAAGUUAAUUCAUACGUAUUUUAUUUUUACUUUAUUGAUUGAAUCUUCUUAUUGGAUUUUUUUUUUUUUAUUAAAGUUCACUCCAUUAGAGGAUGUAGUUGUUUGUAGUGGUUAUUUAAGUGUUUCCUAAUAUUAUGAGUUAUGUGACCUGCUGUUUAGAGCCUUUGGCAUAAGCAUUGCAUGUCAGUUGCAUUUGUAUUGUGAAGGAUACUAUCUUAGAUAUUGCUUGUUGCUAAGCAAUUCCACAGCUUAUCUAUCAAAUUAUGGUGUUUUUUGUGUUACUAUUUGUUCAUGGGAGUAUACAGCCAACCUACGUGAUGCAUCAUCGAGGCAUGUUCAUGGAUCAAAUGAUAAAAAAAUGAUUAGUUUUGUUUAGUAUUAACCUAACAGUUUUAAAUUUAGGUAAUGUGCCAUACCUCUGCAAUCAAAUGUAGAAUGGCGAAAACAAAGUUAUAUUACAGCUUGGUUUUAUAAUUGGUCUGCUUUUUGCUUGGCAGCCAAAUUUUCUGUUGUCUAACACUAGAUUUUUUUUUUUUUGGUUGGGGGGGGGGGGUUUGAAUAACUUUUAUGUCCUCCUUGAGCAGAAUAUAAAAGAAUAAUAAUCAAUUUACAAUCGCAUUUUAGGGGUCACUUUGGCAAGUUGGUCUUGUGACAUGUUGUGAUAUCUUUCUCUGGACAAGAAAAUGCCAUAGAAGAGACUUUCGAGAUUGCAACACCUAGUUGUAUGUGGGAAACUAUAUAAAACUUAUGUUUACUUCAACACUUGGAAUGUGUGGUUGAUUGUCAGCUAACCAAGGACACCACAAAGUUGACUUCGUGAUUUUGAAUUUCAAUUGCUCCUGCAGCUUAUAAUGGGAAUUUGUUAGGGAUUUUCGUGCAGACCUUUUUUUUAACGUUAGCUGCAGGUGUUGAAGAUGCUAAAAGUCGGUGAACCCCUUAGGAUUAGUUGGUUUGCCUGCCUUUUUUCUGCAAUACUUCAUUAUCUUUACAGGUUGUGGAAUUUGUUAAUCUACUCAAUCAAGGGCUUAAGCGUGUGGGAUGAUAAACUUGUAAUUUAUAUAUCAGUGAUAGAUAACUCUCCAAGUAGCAAUUGUCUAUUCAUUUCUUCAUCACAUUUGAACCUUUUACCACAUUAGCAUGAUUUUGUUGCUGACAAACUCUUGCUUCUAGGUUUAUCAUCCCUUUGGCAUUCAUUCUUGGUUCUUUUUUCCAAAUGAACUUAGAUUUCUUUCAAAUCUCUUGAAGAGUGGCAAUAACAUAUAGACAAGGUAACUUUUGUGUCCUUGUCCAAAAUUAUGCUGUCAGCCUUUUUAUCCACCCAGCUAAAAUUCCUCUCCAGAAUCCCUAUAAGGGUCGAUCUUAACCAACAAGAAACAAAAGAAUCUCCGCUAAUUGGGCAUUGACUACAAUCUUCCUAUCUUCCUAGAUAUAAGUUACCUUAUUGAGUGGUGAACUACCAGGUUGGUUUACUCAUGACUGCAAAUCUUCUGGUAGUUUGGAGAUUUCCCAUGUUGAACUUGAUUUUGGGACAGAAAUAACUAGGUUGAAAUGAGCUCAAUUCUAUAUGAAGAUACACCUCCUCAAGUCCUAAUGUGAAAGUAUUAAGUGAUGGGUAAGUACAAUUGUCAGAGGAGACUUGGUGCAGAAAUGCUGAUGGAGGUAGGCUUGUCCUUGUGGACAAUAACACAGCCAAAUUGCAAUCAGUCUUUCUGCUGUUUUUAUUUUGCAUUAUAGAACAUGUUUGAUUCUGUGAUCUAUUGCUCUUACCAUAGGUUGGGACAUCUAUUGGUCGUUUCCAGUAUAGUUGGAUUUGGGCCCAGAACUUCAAGCAAUCAAGUGUUCAUGCAAUGCUAUUGCUUUCUAUUCACUGCUGGAGGCUCUGGAGUUCCUCAGUGCUGCAUUAUUGUUAUUUGUGUGGGAUUAUAGUAGUUCUACUUAUUUUGAUGAAUCGUUCUCUUGGAGUAAUGCUGAUUGGAGCUGUUCGACCUUUCUUGGAUUAUUUUGUUGCUGAUUUCAAUUGGUCUGCAGCAGUAUAGAAGAAAGCAACAAUGUCAUGGAGUGUUUGCCUGUCUUGUUCAAGCCACUAGAUGUGUUUAAAAUCUUAGGUCUUUGCUAAAUGUGUUGCUAUUUGCAGGUUUCUUAUUGCCAGCUGUUAGAUAGAUACGGUUUGAUCUGGAGAUGUCAUUUCCAAUGGAGGAAGUGGAAAUUAAGCAUUCUGGAUCCAAAGAACUAGAGCUUUUCUGUCAGCAACAAAAUGAAGGCUGCAAAAUAAAUGAUGAAGAGUCAGAGGGGUCAUACUCACAGCAAUCUUGUGGGGAUACCAUGCCCAAACAAGAAUCAAAUGAGGCAGAAGUUACUGAAUUGCUGGAGAAGGGGUUUGUGGAGUAUGGUUGCUCACAUUAUCGAAGAAGGUGCCGGAUUAAAGCUCCUUGUUGUGGUGAGAUCUUUGAUUGUCGCCACUGUCAUAAUGAGUCCAAGAACAAUAUCAAUGUUGACCAGAAGCUGAGGCAUGAUCUUCCACGCCAUCAAGUUAGUCAGGUCAUAUGUUCACUAUGUGGCACGGAACAAGAGGUCCAUCAAGUCUGCAUUAACUGUGGUGUAUGCAUGGGGAAAUAUUUCUGUAAGGCCUGCAAACUCUUUGAUGAUGAUACAUCAAAGAGACAGUAUCAUUGUGACGGUUGUGGGAUCUGUAGAAUUGGAGGACGGGAGAACUUCUUCCAUUGCUACAAGUGUGGUUGCUGCUAUUCAAUUCUUCCGAAAAACAGCCAUCCUUGUGUGGAAGGAGCAAUGCAUCAUGACUGUCCUAUAUGCUUUGAGUUUUUGUUUGAGUCAAGAUAUGAUGUAACUGUUCUGCCAUGUGGACAUACCAUUCACACAGAUUGCUUGAAAGAGAUGAGGAACCAUUUCCAAUAUGCCUGUCCUCUGUGCUCCAAGUCAGUCUGUGACAUGUCAAAGGUUUGGGAGAAAUUUGACAAGGAGAUUGCAGCUACACCAAUGUCAGAACUGUAUCAAAAUAAAAUGGUUUCAAUCCUUUGCAAUGAUUGUGGGAAAAAGUCAGAAGUUCGGUUCCAUGUCCUAGCUCGAAAAUGCCCAAAUUGCAAGUCAUACAAUACUCGGCAAACAAGAGGCUAAAAUGUCAAGAGUAGAAACUGGAAAUGACUUGGUGAUAUCAUCAUGCCUUGGGCUCUCGUCAACGUGCUAAGCAUACACUGAUGGAGAUAAUUGUUGUCCUUUGGGCCUGCGUUCCAUUGUGGUCUUUAAUUUUUUUUUUCUUUUACUUAUCUUGCCACUGUAUUUGCUUGUAUGCUUAAUUUUUUGUAGAUAAUUCACAGCAUCAUUUCCGAUAUAUUUCCAUUUUGUCCUCGUUUGGAUUUCCA